Mytilinidion resinicola is the source of this 1722-nucleotide messenger RNA. RefSeq lists its product as uncharacterized. The record is from RefSeq and is a predicted model, not a curated record. NCBI's taxonomy places the organism in Eukaryota, Fungi, Ascomycota, Dothideomycetes, Mytilinidiales, Mytilinidiaceae. Bases 49 to 1665 code for a protein of 538 amino acids. The transcript is spliced from 2 exons.
ACUGCUCGGACCGCUCAAACUUGUAUUUUGCACUCUGAAGACUUCAUCAUGGCAGAAGUUGUCUCAAUUCUCGGCGCUAUUGCUACGACUGGAAACAUCCUCUAUUCCUUCACCAAACAGGUAGAGAAAUGGCGCCAAAUCUCUGACCGACUACUCGAUUUGCAAGAAGGCCUUCAAGUCUGCGAACUCACAUUAGACAGCUGGCGGCGCAAAUACGACGUCCAAGAGCGCCGACCGAUAGUUUACAUGCAUGUGCUGUUCGGGAAGCUAGGCUGGGAACGCAUUCAGCAAACACUAGGAGGCAUCCGUAUCAUCUCCAAGACGAUCGGUAAAGAGGUGGACGGUGUUGUCGAGCGUGCCACUAGGGCUAGGCCCAGAGGAGCCCCAAGAGAGUACUAUGACAGCAAAUACGACGAGCGUUUGGUUCGCAUGUGCAUCCAGAGAAUCAGCAAGAACACUGCCUGGACUAGAAAAUUUAAGCUAAGCGUAAUGGACAAGGCCGGUGAUUUGCAGAUCGAACUCGAGAGACUCAAUCGGAAGCUCAUCAAUCUAGAGCGAUUGUCAGAUUAUUAUCUCGAGAAAGAGCAUCCAGAUAUCUUCCACAACAUCAAGCGACUUCCGGGCAGACGAAUCAUCCUUCGCGUAGGUGACUCCCAGAUGGACGCCGUCCAACAGAAAGUCCUCAGUGCACUAGCUGCCAGGAAGGACGCAGAACUCCUCCACAGAGCCAGCGCCCAAGGCGCUCGUUGCCAUAUUGGCAUCAGCGUCCCCCAAAUCCACAAACGAGACUUCGCCUUCCUCCUAUCAGGCGGAAAUAGGACACACGAAGUACUGAUCCACCCGAUUAAAUUUCGCGAAGGGACCGACCGCCAAAUGCUUCAACCAAACAUGUCCACCGCAGUCCCAGCACUCAUCCAAGAUGUCUCUAGACCAUGCUACAUGCUCCCACCCACAGCACCCUUAAGCGCCGGAUUUCAAGUCACAAUACCACACAGCAACAACCUCGCCGAUCUGGAGUACCGCGAACCUCUCAGUGCGAUCCUCAACUCUAACAUCCUCACCCAGCAAGUGGUCCACCCGCAAGACCAAGUCGCCAUCGCAUGCGGCCUCAUCCAAGGCAGCUUUCGUCUCCUCGGCAGCCAAUGGCUCGACUUCAUGGAUUCGAGGAACAUCCGCUGGCGCCGCAGCGCCGACGCCCGCUGGACGACUAUGAUGGCCGCUGCGCCGGGCGAUGCGCCUACAGCACGCACCCUCACUGCAGUGCUAGAGAAAAACAGAGCCCGCCGCGACCGCCGCGACCUGACAAAGCACUGCCAGAUGUUUAGACUCGGCCUCCUCCUGACCGAACUCGCCUUGAAAACUCCAAUCACGUACAUUGAGUUCGACGAGCAGACCUCAGGCGCGAGGAUAUUCAUUGAUAGUAUAGCAUCUGGACCGCUUGACGCGCACGAUAUAGUGGCUGAAGUGGAGACAAGAACGAAUACGAUGUAUGGGAAUAUCGUCUUCUUUUGCUUGUCGGUGCUGCAGGAUAAGGAUGCGAUGGGGAACAAGGAGAUUGAGAGUUCUUAUUAUAAGGAUGCAGUUAAGCAGGCUGAGGAACUUGAGACGAUUAUUGGGUCGGGGAGGAGGAGAGGGUCGAAUAGUGAUGCGGGGAGUCCACAUUGAAGUGUCACAAUGGUGUGAAGACUUCAGUCUUUCAAAAAAAAAAAAAAAAAAAAAAAA